GGGUGGAGCUAUGUCCGGUGGCACCAAGCGAUAUCUUCCGCUGGCUGCAGGUUCCCGAGGAUUCUUCCCUUAUCUCAUUCACUGGGGGAAAUUCAGGAUCAUACAUAUCAUACAGGGAUCAGGGCCCUGUACCCAAAGAGGUCAACUGAUGCUGAACACCAUCUAUAGGGGAUAAGUUGUUUUUAGAUUACCAUCCCGGAAAAUGGAGAAAGACCGGAAUCAUGAAUCUGAGAGAAUAUUAAAUCUCACCCUGGAGAUCAUCUACCUGCUGACUGGGGAGGGCUAUAUAAUAGUGAAGAAGACAUCUGGGGAGCGUGCGACACCCAACAGCCGUUCCCGUGUGUCAGGAGAACUGAGCAGGACCCAGAUCCCCAUCACAGUGCCUCCACCUCACUCACUGAUACAUGAGAGGCACAAUGACCAGAAGAUCCUGGAACUCGCCAACAAGAUCAUUCAGCUGCUGACUGGAGAGGAGUGUGUAAAACGAGAUCGGGGUUGUAGCAAGAAGGUGAUGAUGAGGAAUAACCAACCCCUCACAUCACCGGAGAGGUCUGAUCAUGCAGAGCCUGAACCUCCAUCUGAUAUUAUACAGUCGGACAACGAGGAAGAAAAUGUCACCGACGCAGACCACAAUACAGCCGCCGACAGUGCAGAGAUAGAGUACACGUUAGUGACCAUCAAGGAGGAGUCCAGCUCUAGCGAUGGAGAAGACGUGAGCGACACCGACGUUUAUACACCCACAGAUCAUGCAGAUCAUCGCUCUACUCGUGUUAAGGAGGAAUCGGUGUUGUGUGAAGAAGACGAUGAAACAGAUGUUGAUAAUUAUGCACCCACCGGUCUUGCGCGAUCUACACCUUCUCGUAAAAAGGAGGAGUCUGUUUCUGGUGAGGAAGACAUCGAAACGAGUUACAUUUCCAUUCGUAUCAAAGAGGAAUCCGCCUCAGAAGAAGAGGGCAACCUAACGGACACCGAUCUGGAUGCGCAUGCUGAGUCCACAUCGCCUCAUACAGAGGGCGGUAAUGUGCAGAAGGUGAGGCCCAGAGAGUGCGAUAAACGACCAAGCCAGCAGACCUCCUGCCCGGCGCCGCAGAUAGCGGAGAAGACCUACAGCUGCCCCGAGUGCAAGAAGAGCUUCACCAAGAGCUCCGAGUUCCUGAAGCACCAGCUCAUCUACAAAGGGCCUCACUCGUUGGCAUGCCCUGACUGCGGCAAGUGCUUCGCGAAGAAGUCUCAGCUGGCCAAGCACCGGCGGAUCCACACCAGGCCGAAGCCUUACACCUGCUCCGAGUGCAAGAAAUCCUUCCCCCUGAAAUCACUGCUGAUAACGCACCAGAGGAUCCACACCGGGGAGAAGCCCUUCUUCUGCACCGACUGCGGGAAGUGCUUCACCCAACAGUCCUCGCUCAUCAAACACCUGAGGUCUCACUCGGGGGAGAAGCCCUACUCCUGUGGCACCUGCGGGAAGAACUUCAGCAGCAGCACCAACCUCAUCUUGCACCACCGGACCCACACGGGGGAGAAGCCCUUCGUCUGCUCCGACUGCGGCAAGGGCUUCGGCCAGAAGUCCCUGCUGGUCAUACACCAGAGGACCCACACGGGGGAGAAGCCCUACUCCUGCUCCGUGUGCGGCAAGUUCUUCACCAGCAAGUCGCCUUUCGUCAGGCACCAGAGGAUCCACACCGGGGAGAAGCCCUUCGCCUGCCCCGAGUGCGGCAAGUGCUUCAACCAGAAGUCGCUGCUGAUAAAGCACGAGAGGACUCACACGGGGGAGAAGCCCUUCGCCUGCCCCGAGUGCGCCAAGUGCUUCGCCCAGAAGACGUCGUUGGUGAAGCACGUCAGGACGCACUCGGGGGAGAAGCCGUACUCCUGCGCCGAGUGCGGCAAGUGCUUCUCUCGCAGCACCCACCUCACCGUGCACCAGAGGAUCCACUCGGGGGAGAAACCUUUCACCUGCUCCGAAUGCGGGAAAGCCUUCAACCAGAAGUCUGUCCUCAUCACCCAUCAGAGGACCCACACGGGCGAGAGGCCGUAUCCCUGCUCCGAGUGCGGGAAGUGUUUUACCCGUAGCACUCACCUCCUUCUACACCAGAGGGUGCACUCACUGGAGAACUCGCUGACUCACUGAGGGCCUCGUACUAUGGUCCAGACUUAAAAUGCACUCAGUAAUUGUGGAAUCAUAGCCAAGUGGACACGUUGAGCCUGAUGUGGAACUGCAUGCAGUGGUGGUGUACACGGAGUCGCUAUGGAGAAACACCGUAACAGAGAUGCCUUGCAUGGAGAGGUGCACGGACGGGCGGGGUCCAUCUUAUGGGCAUGUCGCUGUAGUGUCCUAAUUGCUCACACUGGAGGGCAUAUCCUGACGGAGAACCUGCACCUGCCUUUGGGCUGUUGGAUGUUUCGAUGGUGCGAUCUGUGAUGGUGUAUAAGGAAGCAUCAGGUGGUAUUACAGCAUCUACAGACACUGACAGUGGGAUUUCGGUCCUUACGCAUUCUGCAGCACGAAGUACACCAGGAAAGAGCUUUGUAGCUCCAUUUACACAAAGUCAAAGACUAGUGGCCUCGUCUUCAUCCAGCUCUGAGUUGGCCCUGUUCCCUCUUAAUCUUCUUUGGAAAUUGUUUCUUCCUGUGAAUGUUUUGUACACGGCCAGGAUGGACAGUGCUCUGAAUGGGCACCAGUAACGCACCUUCAUGUUUCAUUGUAUAACACGAACAGUUAUGUACAGUUUUCCCUCUCUGUAACUAAUCGUGCGUCAUCUGUUUCUUUAUACAAUAAACCGCCUCUGGCGUAUCUUCUGUCCAGAGUCCUCAGUGAUGCUCUAUAUCUGCCCAGGGCUGUAUCGUAGGGUCACAUGGAUGAGUUUCGAGGUUUAAAAGGACUCUGCCCUGGGAGGAGCCCUCAUUCGGUCGCAGGCCACUAAGCAGGAAACGUUUGUCAUGCCAAGCUUGUAGAGAUGAUAAUUCAUACAAGGUGCAAAGUUUUGUCUGAUGUAUACGGUUCUGUGCCUUUACUGUUUUACCCACGCUACCACCCAUAGGGCUUGAUUCAUGUCUGUAAGUAAAGCAAAAGAGCAAGCAACUGAGCAAAACCAUGUUGCGCUGCAGGUGGGGCAGAUGUAACAUGUGCAGAGAGAGUUAGAUUUGGGCGGGGUGUGUCCAUUGCAGUGUAAAAAUAAAGCGGUCUAACAAUUGUGGGCUACAUGCAAAUGCAGCCAGUAUUUACCCUGCAGAGAAACUAUAUCACCCAAUCAAAUCUAACUCUCUCUGCACGUUACAUCUGCCCCACCUGCAGUGCAACAUGGUUUUGCCCAGUUGCUUGACAAUUUGCUUUACUUACAAACAUGUAUCAGGCUCAGUACAUCACUUUGAAGGGUUAAAUCUCCUCUGUCAUUGUGCAUUGUGUAAAUAUUGUUUCUUUUUCUUUUGCCUUGGAUUUAGCUUGCAUUGCAUAAAAUGAAUAUAGCUCCACCCAUAGUUUGUUGGGAACUGUGUGAAAUCACCACCCCUAGAUGAAGUACUAGGCUGUAUCCUACAUCCCCCCAUGUAGCCUGUUUUAUCCCUCCUAUGCAGUAAAGUUAAACCAAUAAAGUAUUUACUUUUGCCUACCCCUCCCUGGACAUUCCAAUCCCUCCCUAGACAAUGAUGCCUUAUAUACCAUUGUUAUGAACAAUAAACGCAGAGUGAUUCUUAA
Messenger RNA from Pseudophryne corroboree (corroboree frog), 3688 nucleotides. RefSeq names its product oocyte zinc finger protein XlCOF22-like. Lineage: Eukaryota; Metazoa; Chordata; Amphibia; Anura; Myobatrachidae. The transcript has 5 exons. Gene Ontology annotation, molecular function: RNA polymerase II transcription regulatory region sequence-specific DNA binding; DNA-binding transcription factor activity, RNA polymerase II-specific. The record is from RefSeq and is a predicted model, not a curated record. Gene Ontology annotation, biological process: urogenital system development; regulation of transcription by RNA polymerase II; embryo development. The coding region runs from base 203 to 2125 and encodes 640 amino acids. Gene Ontology annotation, cellular component: nucleus.